AUGUCUUGUCUUUUUCCACUGAAAGCCAGCGACAUUCAAAUGCUCUUCUCUACACUCGUUUCAACAGCAGCUCUCAUCGGCGGUGCCACUGCCGCCACGGUCAAUGGCGCGUGUGUCUUAACCGGCAAGGACUUGAACAAGGUCGCCGAGGUCAAGAAAUGCACCAACAUUGUGAUCAAGGACUUUACUGUCCCAGCGGGCAAGGCUCUGGACUUGUACGGUCUGCGCGACGGCACCACUGUCACCUUCGCUGGAAAGGUGACCAUGGACUACGCCAAGUGGGCUGGUCCAGUCUUUUUGCUAGGUGGUAAGGAUAUCCAUGUUACUGGUGCCCCAGGCCACGUCCUGGAGGGUGAAGGUCAGAAGUGGUGGAACGGCGCUGGCGACCCAAAGAACGAAAAGCCAAAGUUCAUGAGAUUCAAGAUGACCGGUAAGUCGGUCGUUGAGAAAUUGAACGUCCACAACACUCCAAAGAUGGCCUUCUCCGUCAACAACUGUCACGGCUUGACUAUCAGAAACAACGUCUUCGACAACCGUGCGGGUGACGGCAAGGCCAAGAACACCGACGCCUUUGACGUCGGCUCCUCCACCAACAUUUUGAUUCAUGACAACAAGAUCUGGAACCAGGAUGACUGUCUGGCAGUUAACUCGGGCGACCAGAUUCGCUUCCUACACAACUUCUGCUCCGGUGGCCACGGUAUUUCCAUCGGGUCUGUUGGCCACAAGAAGGGCGACUCAGUCACCAACUUCCUCGCACAGGACAACCAGGUCGUCGAGUCGGACAACGGUCUAAGAAUCAAGACUUUCGUGGGCGCCAUUGGCAAGGUCGACAACAUCAAGUUCAUCAACAACAAGGUCAAGAACAUCCGCAAGUUCGCUAUCGUCAUCCAGGGCGACUACAAGGACGGCACCACCACCGGCACCCCAACCGGCGGCUGCCCAAUCACCAACCUAGAGGUCAGAGGCAACACCGGUAACACCGUCGGCAAGGGCAGCAAGCUCAAGAUUCUCGUCAAGAAUGCGUCUAAGUGGACCUUCGCCGACAACAACAUUUUGGGCAAGACCUUCCCAGGCUGCUCUGGCGCACCUAACGGCAUCAAGUGCUAA
Molecule: messenger RNA, 1107 nt
Organism: Eremothecium gossypii ATCC 10895
Lineage: Eukaryota; Fungi; Ascomycota; Saccharomycetes; Saccharomycetales; Saccharomycetaceae
Gene: PGU1
Product: endo-polygalacturonase
Exons: 1
Coding region: 1-1107 (368 amino acids)
Biological process (GO): pectin catabolic process
Cellular component (GO): extracellular region
Molecular function (GO): polygalacturonase activity
Source: RefSeq, marked provisional